Molecule: messenger RNA, 1707 nt
Organism: Lachnellula hyalina
Lineage: Eukaryota; Fungi; Ascomycota; Leotiomycetes; Helotiales; Lachnaceae
Gene: GTE10
Product: Transcription factor
Exons: 4
Coding region: 1-1707 (568 amino acids)
Biological process (GO): regulation of DNA-templated transcription; chromatin remodeling
Cellular component (GO): nucleus; chromatin
Source: RefSeq, a predicted model, not a curated record
AUGGAGACCCUAGGCGUAGAUCUAACUGCUGGAUCAGGCCAGCUCUCAACUACUUUAUCAUGGCAUGAGCCUCAUCCUCAUUUCGUGAUCCUUUUCAUCGGCCCCGACGAGGUCGUAUUUGGUAUCCAGAAGGAUCUUCUUUGCGCCCAGUCCCCAUACUUCCGUGACGAACUUGCGAAAGAGGGCAAUAACAAAGUCGAAUAUGUCCUCAAAGUGCCUGAUACGACCGUUGAGAUAUUCGGGUGCUUUCAGAAUUUCAUUUAUACAGGUGAAGUUUAUAAUAGGCGUGGCGGGAAGGACAUGCCCGAGUACACACUUUUGCUCGGCGUUUGGAAGCUCGCGACAAAGCUGCAGAUGGCGCCUUUGCGUGUCGCUGUUUUGGAUAGCAUGGCGGAGCGCCGCCAACGAACCAACAUGAUUCCUGGCAUUGAACUACUGGAAGCUGCCUGGAAGGAAACAGAACAAGGCAGUGGGCUUCGGAAGAUGCUCAUAGAAUGGUCAGCAGAACACAGUGAGUAUUCAAACAUUUCAUUCCUCGGUGUCCAUUCCGUUGAUCUUGUUGAAUACGCCCGUCUCAUUCUGCGGUCCUCUCCUUACGUUCGUAAUGAUUUUGCCCGAUCGCUUCCCAAGGAAAUUCUGAGUGAGCUUGUUAUUGUUAUGAGCGAACUCCCAACAGUGUCCGCCAAAAAGUCUGUAAAGAUGGACCCACCGAUCAGCGCCACCACUCCCUCCAAUCAACCCCUCAAUCACCCCCGCCCAAUCGAUAUGGAUGCCGAACCGCCUCGUCCAACUAAGCGUGCCCGUAAAUCCGAAUCCGGUCCCUUGACUGGCGCUCCAGAUGAAGAAUUUGAAGUCAAGCAUGUCGUCAAGAAGCAAGCUCGCCGCUCUGAACCUGGCCGCCGUAUCAACCGCCGUGCUACCAACCAGACUCCUGGUCCAAAAGAUCCAUCGGAAAUAGAUCCAGAGACGGACAUGAUCUACUGCAAAGAACUUAUUAGCCGUAUGCUCUCAGGCCCCGGCUUCUGGACACGUCUUGUCAGGCCGUUCAAGGACCCCGUCGAUCCCGUCGCCCACAAUUGUCCUCAAUACUUCAACGUUGUCAAGCAUCCAAUAUGCCUGCGCGAGAUCAAGGCCAAAAUGGACAAGGGGGAGUAUGCUAGUUCUGCGGAAUUCGAGGCUGACAUUCGGCUCGUCUUUCAAAAUUGCUUCGAGUACUGGCAGCCACAGGAUCAAGUCUUUAAAGACUGCGAGGCUUUUGAGAAGUACUUCAAUGAUAAAUGGAGCAUGCGUCACAAGUGGACUCCACCAAGCAUCAAGGCCGAGGCCAUUGAACAUCGCCAACGAUAUAAUGGCAGCAAAACACCAACUCGCAACGAUGGGCCAAGCUAUCCAACUCCGCACAACGCCGCUUUUGAAGUUCCCUUCAACCUCAAGAAGCUACCGCAAGAAAUCCGCCUGAAAAUCUUCGCGCACGACCUGGUACACUACCCCUCUGGCAACCCACCCGCAUUUCUCGAGGCGCUCGCCCGAGAUGAAUUCUUCGCCGACGACUACAUCAGAGCCGUGCGCUUGUACAGCUAUGGAGGAACAGACAUGAAUAACUUCAGGGUUACGAGCUCGAAUGUACAGGCUUUCAACAGGAUGCCCAUGAAGCAGAUGUUGAAAAUCAAGCAUUUCACGCUUGUCAUGAAUACAGACAAGGAGUAA